Messenger RNA from Ciona intestinalis (vase tunicate), 1473 nucleotides. Its product is annotated as mortality factor 4-like protein 1. NCBI's taxonomy places the organism in Eukaryota, Metazoa, Chordata, Ascidiacea, Phlebobranchia, Cionidae. Gene Ontology annotation, biological process: regulation of DNA-templated transcription; chromatin organization. The record is from RefSeq and is a predicted model, not a curated record. Gene Ontology annotation, cellular component: NuA4 histone acetyltransferase complex; nucleus.
UUUGCACAUGUGGACCAAAACGCACAUUUCGCACAACGUGCACAUAAAUGCGUGGGAAAAAUCGCAGCCAUGUUGAAAAGUUUCCUAACUUUUAGAUAAAUUAUCGCUUCAAUGUCGGCUGUAAACCGAAAAACUCUCGAUAAACGAUUUAAAUUUAGCGAAGGGGAAAAAGUACUUUGUUUUCAGGGUCCUUUGGUCUACGAAGCAAAAUGUUUGAAGCUGGAGGCGAGCGAUGACGAAACAGCUUCGUAUUUCGUCCACUAUAACGGUUGGAAUAAACAUUGGGACGAAUGGGUGCCGGAGUCACGUGUUAUGAAGUAUAAUGAAACUAAUCUACAAAAACAGAAAGAUUUAUUGAAGCAGUUUGGUAAAGAAAAGUCAAGGGGAAGCAGUGAUGGCAGAGAAAGACCAAAACGUUCAAAAUCAGUCAAAGAAAAAGCAAAAGUCGAAAAAGAACCAGAAACUAAACCAGAAGUUCGGAGAACCAGCGUCGACUUAAAUGUAACGAACAACCAAAUCAACCAGGAACCAAAACGUAAAAAAGCUCGAGUUGAAUCUGUUGAAGAGAAGGAAGAAAUUGAAAUUGUGCACGAGAUGUUUGAUACGAGUCUAAAUAUCCCACAUGAGUUGGGUGUUAUGUUGGCUGAUGACUGGGACUUAAUUAAUCAUCAGAAACAACUUUAUGAUCUCCCUGCUAAGGUUACUGUGGAAGAUAUUUUGAAUAAAUAUCUAGAAUCGAGGAACAAUCUAUCCAUUGUUACGCAACAAUCGUCAAUUCAGUUGAAAGAGAUGGUGCUUGGUUUAUCUGAAUACUUUAGUGUCAUGUUAGGUUCACAACUUUUGUAUAAAUUUGAACGGCCACAAUUUGGGGAUAUAUUAGAUAAAUAUCCUGGUCGCACAGCAAGUCAAAUAUAUGGCUGUCCACAUUUUUUAAGAUUUUUCGUCCGCAUGCGUUCGACCAUUUCCUCACAAUCUUUAUUAAGUAAUAAUAGCUUGGUGAUUUUAAUCACUUCAAUUCGUGACUGUUUAGGGUUCUUAAAACAUGAAGCAGCAUCAUGGUUUAACACGAAUGAUUACGUCAUAGCACCCGCUGAAUACCACAGGCGUGCCAUGACUUGAUCAAACUUUAAUAUUCUUUUCAUAAAACUAUGUUUCAAAAUUACUUUUACAACAUUUUUUUUGAUUUGUUUUAAGCAAAGAAAUAAUAUGAACAGCAAAAUCUAAUAUUUGUUUUUUUUUUACAUUUGGCACAAAAUGCACUGAAAGUAGGAGAUAUUUUAUUGUUUCUGUUAAAUAACACACAUGUUUUCCUAAUUAAUAUAUCUUUUUCUUCCAAUUGCUUUUCUUUCUUUAUUAGCAAUAACUCAAUAAAAUAUCCUAAAGAUCUACACCCAGUAAACAAGUUACAUAGUUUAUUAGUUUCAAGUUUUCUUAGUUUUUUUAUUUUAUUUUCAAACCUUUAUAUACUUUACA